Molecule: messenger RNA, 6559 nt
Organism: Rhinolophus ferrumequinum (greater horseshoe bat)
Lineage: Eukaryota; Metazoa; Chordata; Mammalia; Chiroptera; Rhinolophidae
Gene: SIN3A
Product: SIN3 transcription regulator family member A
Exons: 21
Coding region: 305-4132 (1275 amino acids)
Biological process (GO): negative regulation of transcription by RNA polymerase II
Cellular component (GO): chromatin
Molecular function (GO): transcription corepressor activity
Source: RefSeq, a predicted model, not a curated record
CCCGGGUAACAGAGAAGCGGCCGCGGCGGUAGAGGCGGCGGAGACGGUUUCUCCAUCUUCCCCCCCUCCCCUUCCCCCCUCGGAGUUUCCCUCCCUCCCUCCCUCCUUCCCAGUCUGGGCACCGGAGCCUGUGACCGCUUCUUUAGCGGAGAGGAGACUGCCAGUCCCCUUCGGCGGGCCUAUGCUCCGCGCCGUUCUCGGGCCUCCCUGCUGAGCCCGAGGCUCACGCCGAGAGGGACACGCAGUAAGGAGCGGUCGAAGCAGCUUUGCGGUUGUGCAGUGCAUCCCUGAGCAUGAGCGCAGAAUGAAGCGCCGUUUGGAUGACCAGGAGUCACCAGUGUACGCAGCCCAGCAGCGCCGGCUCCCUGGCAGCACAGAGCCCUUUCCUCACCAGCACCGGGUGCUGGCCCCCGCCCCGCCCGUGUAUGAGGCCGUGUCCGACACCAUGCAAUCAGCCGCUGGCAUCCAGUACUCUGUCACUCCCAGCUAUCAGGUUUCAGCUGUGCCGCAGGGCUCCAGUGGCAGCCAUGGGCCCACCAUAGCAGCGGUGCACAGCAGCCAUCAUCACCCAGCAGCCGUGCAGCCUCACGGAGGCCAGGUGGUCCAGAGUCACGCUCACCCAGCCCCACCUGUCGCACCAGUGCAGGGACAGCAGCAGUUUCAGAGGCUCAAGGUGGAGGAUGCGUUGUCCUAUCUUGACCAGGUGAAGCUGCAAUUUGGUAGUCAGCCUCAGGUCUACAAUGAUUUCCUUGACAUCAUGAAGGAAUUUAAAUCUCAGAGCAUUGACACUCCAGGAGUGAUAAGUCGUGUGUCCCAGCUGUUCAAAGGCCACCCUGACCUCAUCAUGGGCUUCAAUACCUUCCUGCCCCCCGGCUACAAGAUCGAGGUGCAGACCAAUGACAUGGUGAACGUCACGACCCCAGGCCAGGUGCACCAGAUCCCCACCCACGGCCUCCAGCCCCCGCCUCAGCCAACACCCCAGCAUCCUUCCCAGCCUUCAGCCCAGUCAGCCCCAGCUCCUGUCCAGCCAGCUCCUCAGCCCCCACCUGCCAAAGUCAGCAAGCCUUCCCAACUACAAGCACAUACUGCAGCCAGUCAGCAGACUCCCCCACUCCCACCAUACGCGUCCCCACGUUCUCCACCUGUCCAACCUCACACACCAGUGACGGUCUCAUUGGCAACGGCCCCAUCCUUGCAGAACAAUCAGCCUGUGGAGUUUAAUCAUGCCAUCAACUAUGUUAAUAAGAUCAAGAACAGGUUCCAGGGCCAACCAGACAUCUACAAAGCAUUCCUGGAGAUUUUGCACACGUAUCAGAAAGAGCAGCGGAAUGCCAAGGAAGCUGGAGGAAACUACACUCCAGCACUGACUGAGCAGGAGGUUUAUGCCCAGGUGGCUCGUCUGUUUAAAAAUCAGGAAGAUCUGUUGUCAGAGUUUGGACAGUUCUUACCAGAUGCCAACAGCUCAGUGCUUUUAAGCAAAACAACUGCUGAGAAGGUUGAUUCUGUGAGGAAUGAUCACGGAGGCACUGUGAAGAAGCCCCAACUGAACAACAAGCCACAGAGGCCCAGCCAGAACGGCUGCCAGAUCCGUAGGCACUCUGGCACAGGGACCACCCCCCCGGUGAAGAAGAAACCCAAACUGCUUAACCUGAAGGAUUCUUCUAUGGCAGAUGCCAGCAAGCAUGGUGUAGGAACUGAAUCAUUAUUUUUUGAUAAGGUCCGCAAGGCGCUGCGGAGCACGGAGGCCUACGAGAACUUCCUGCGUUGUCUUGUCAUCUUUAACCAAGAGGUGAUCUCUCGGGCUGAGCUUGUGCAGUUAGUCUCUCCUUUCCUGGGGAAAUUCCCUGAACUGUUUAACUGGUUUAAAAACUUUCUGGGCUAUAAGGAGUCUGUACAUCUGGAAACCUUUCCAAAGGAACGAGCCACAGAGGGCAUUGCCAUGGAGAUAGAUUAUGCCUCUUGUAAACGGUUGGGUUCCAGCUACCGAGCCCUCCCAAAGAGUUACCAGCAGCCCAAGUGUACAGGACGGACUCCUCUCUGUAAAGAGGUUUUAAAUGAUACCUGGGUUUCCUUCCCUUCCUGGUCUGAGGACUCCACCUUUGUUAGUUCCAAAAAAACUCAGUAUGAAGAACAUAUCUAUCGUUGUGAAGACGAACGCUUUGAGCUUGAUGUAGUUUUAGAGACCAAUCUGGCAACAAUCCGGGUUCUGGAAGCAAUACAGAAGAAGCUUUCCCGCUUGUCUGCUGAGGAACAAGCCAAAUUCCGCUUGGACAACAGCCUUGGGGGCACAUCGGAAGUCAUCCAUCGGAAAGCACUGCAGAGGAUCUACGCUGACAAAGCAGCUGACAUUAUUGACGGGCUGAGGAAGAACCCCUCCAUUGCCGUCCCCAUUGUCCUUAAAAGGUUGAAGAUGAAAGAGGAAGAAUGGCGAGAAGCUCAGAGGGGCUUUAAUAAGGUGUGGAGAGAGCAAAAUGAGAAAUACUAUUUGAAGUCUCUGGACCACCAGGGCAUCAACUUUAAACAGAACGACACCAAGGUGCUGAGGUCUAAGAGCUUACUCAACGAGAUUGAGAGCAUCUAUGACGAGCGGCAAGAGCAGGCCACGGAGGAGAAUGCUGGUGUGCCCGUUGGCCCGCACCUCUCGCUGGCCUAUGAAGACAAACAGAUCCUGGAGGAUGCCGCGGCUCUGAUCAUCCACCACGUGAAGAGGCAGACAGGCAUUCAGAAGGAGGACAAGUACAAAAUCAAGCAAAUCAUGCACCAUUUCAUUCCAGACCUGCUCUUUGCUCAGAGGGGUGAUCUCUCAGAUGUGGAAGAAGAGGAAGAAGAGGAAAUGGAUGUGGACGAAGCCACAGGAGCAGCUAAGAAGCACAACGGUGUUGGAGGCAGCCCCCCGAAGUCCAAGCUGCUGUUUAGUAACACAGCAGCGCAGAAGCUCAGAGGGAUGGAUGAGGUGUACAACCUCUUCUAUGUGAACAACAACUGGUAUAUCUUUAUGCGGCUGCACCAGAUUCUCUGCCUCAGGCUCCUGCGGAUUUGUUCCCAAGCGGAACGGCAGAUCGAAGAGGAAAACCGAGAGCGAGAGUGGGAACGGGAAGUGCUGGGCAUAAAGCGAGACAAAAGCGACAGCCCUGCCAUCCAGCUUCGUCUCAAAGAACCUAUGGACGUGGAUGUGGAGGACUAUUACCCGGCUUUCCUGGACAUGGUGCGUAGCCUGCUGGACGGCAACAUCGACUCGUCCCAGUACGAGGACUCGCUGCGGGAGAUGUUCACCAUCCAUGCCUACAUCGCCUUCACCAUGGACAAGCUCAUCCAGAGCAUCGUCCGGCAGCUGCAGCACAUCGUGAGUGAUGAGAUCUGUGUACAGGUGACUGACCUAUACCUGGCAGAAAAUAACAACGGGGCCACUGGAGGCCAGCUGAACACGCAGACCUCGAGGAAUCUCCUGGAGUCAGCGUAUCAGCGGAAGGCAGAGCAGCUCAUGUCGGAUGAGAACUGCUUUAAGCUUAUGUUCAUUCAGAGCCAAGGCCAGGUUCAGCUGACCAUUGAGCUUUUGGACACAGAAGAGGAGAACUCGGAUGACCCAGUAGAAGCAGAGCGCUGGUCAGACUACGUGGAGCGAUACAUGAAUUCCGAUACUACCUCUCCUGAGCUUCGUGAGCAUCUCACUCGGAAACCAGUAUUUCUCCCACGGAACCUUCGGAGGAUCCGGAAGUGCCAGCGUGGUCGAGAACAGCAGGAAAAGGAAGGGAAGGAAGGCAACAGCAAGAAGAGCAUGGAGAAUGUGGAUAGCCUGGAUAAGCUGGAGUGUAGGUUCAAGCUGAACUCCUACAAGAUGGUGUAUGUGAUCAAGUCUGAGGACUACAUGUAUCGGAGGACCGCCCUGCUCCGGGCCCAUCAGUCUCAUGAGCGUGUAAGCAAGAGGCUCCAUCAGAGGUUCCAGGCCUGGGUAGAUAAAUGGACCAAGGAGCAUGUGCCCCGUGAAAUGGCAGCAGAGACCAGCAAGUGGCUCAUGGGUGAGGGGCUGGAGGGCCUGGUGCCCUGUACCACCACCUGUGACACAGAGACCCUGCAUUUUGUCAGCAUUAACAAGUACCGUGUCAAGUACGGCACCGUGUUCAAAGCCCCGUAACUGCAGAGCCAGAGCACAGAACUGGAGGGAGGUGUGUGUGGGGUGGGGGUGGGUUCACGGGCCCUCACAUGCACUGAAGAAAUGAGGAAGAUGCCUUUCAAGCCUCACUGGGCCUCUCUGGGACAUGGCCACCUGACCUGUAUGUGGCUGGUGCAUCCUGGCACCAAGUGGGCUAUGUGUAAGAAACAUGGGUACCUUACACGGCUGGAGCUGGAACUUUCCUCACGGGGUUUUGGGUAGUAUCCUGCCUGAAGGGGAAGGAAAUCCAUGCAAGCACAGAGACACUCAGCUUGCGUGCACACACCAGCAGAGCUAAGACUGGAGUUUCCUGGGGCCUGACCUUUGCUGAGGGAACCAGGUGCUGUUCACACCUUGACUGAUGGGCGUGCAUCGACAAACAGACUGGGGGAGGACUCAACACCUAGAUGGGUGAUAUCUGAUGGUCACUACUCCUCUCCCCCCAAAAGGGGGGAAAAACUGGAUUUGAUUCAUUUCCUGGUCACUCACUCGAGCACAUCUAGAUUUGAUACAGGACCUGCGGUUUGGCUUUAGAAUUGAUCAUCUCGUGGAUCUGAUUCCUGGCAAAUCCCUUGCCACCUUCCCUUUACUCUCUCCUCUGGUUCUCAACCUCAACAAGUUCAAAUCAGUCAUCCUUUUUAGCUCCCGUGGAACUGUUUUGUACCUGCUUCUUUACUAGUCUACCUUAGUGCCAUCCACCAGCUUCUCUCUCUCUCUCUCUCUCUCUCACACACACACACACACACACAAUUUUAACUUGUUUUUUUUCUUUUUUUUUUGUAAAUAAUGUACAUACUGUCAAUUUUUUAUUAAAAGAAAUAUGCUUUGAUGUGCUAGCAUAACUGCUCUAGCUUCUUGUGUACCAUAGUUCUAUGUGGCUUCAGAUUUAGUACCUAUGAACAGAUGUACAAGACAUUUAUUACACUUUUUACCAAAGGGAGUUACCGUUGUAGUACUUUUGUGUAAAACUUGUCUUCCCCCUUGCCCCAACUUUUUUUUUCUUUUUUUUUGUAAAUAAAUAAAGCUUGGUUCUUACUUAAGGAAUAAACUUGCAACCCAAGUCCCUUGUCCUCAGAGGAGAACUAUUGUGAAGCAGGGAUUUGUUCUUAGUUCCCUAUCCACGGUACCAAUAGGAUUUUGCUUUAAAUAGUUAGCAGUCACUUGUAUUUGUCUCAAGUCAAACUAUCCCAAAUUUUCAUUCUUUUAGUACAUGGUUCCCCGCCCCCCACCCUUAUUUCAACUGUUUGGAAAUACUUUAUAUUUGUGUAAGUUGUCCAGCUAUAUAGUUUGUAUUUCUCUAUAUUUUUUCUUACCCUUACUGGAAAUGGGGGUGAACAACUUAAAUACCAAAUCAGUAUUUCAAAGAAGUGUGUAUAAGGCGUGUGGUAUAAAUGGGGUUGGGAGGGAGCCGAUUUGGUACAUUUCAUUAGCAAGGGAAAAUGGAAUAUAUAUUUUUUUAAUUACAUAAAUUUAAACUGGCAGACAUGAGUGAUUAGGAUUUUUACGUGUGGUCAGCCUGGACUUCUGGAUUUUCCUUUAGCAACCAUGACCCUAGUCAUAGUUGUAAGUAACCAAGUGUUGUGUGGUUUUUGCUUUUUAAUUAAAAAUCACCACCACCACCACUAAAACCCCACAAAGUUUUGGCUUCUGGACUUUCAAAAUACAUGGUAAACUAAUGAUUUUAGAUGUUUUGUUUGUUUGUUUGUAUUGGGAGGUGGGGUGGGGGGAAGAUGACACAAGAGACACUGAACCCAGAAAUGUAGAGUGGCACAAGAGCCUUGUGGGAGGAGAUUCUAGGGUGAAGCUGGGGCAAUGUCUUAACUUUGGGAUAGAGUGAUACAGACUGAUUGGGAAGGGGGAGAUCUUCAGGUUUUCUCAGCAAUAACUCACCUAUUCCCUUCUGCUCACUCAAGAAAAAGAUCAUGUGGGGUGGCUGAUUAGCUCAGUUGGUUUAGCGCAUGGUGCUAAUACAGAACACCAAGGUUGCCGGUGUGAUCCCUGCAUGGGCUACUGUGAGCUGCGCCCUCCUUUAAAAACAAAAAGAUCAUCUUGACUUGGAAUUACAGGGGAAACCGAUGGGGCCCCAGCUGUUGCUGUCUCUGCACAGUUACAUCCAGAGCACCUGCUUGCAGGUCAGGAUGGGGUUUCAGGGCCAGUUCAGGAGAAAAUCCCAGUCUACCAGUGCAACUAAAAGAAGGGGGGCUUAACCUACAACCAGGGUUUUCACAAGCAGCAUUUUUAACCCUCCUGCCUUCUGAUGUCUGAGCUCCAAGCUCUGAACCCAGCCUGUAUUAUAGCAAGUUAUCUUUAUUUUAAAUCAUGUUUGAUAUUCUGUACUCAGUCACCUUUCCGUGUAAUUUGCAUUUGAAAUGAUGUAAAUUUGACUUGGUCAGUAUUUUCAUUAAAAUA